This is a messenger RNA of Miscanthus lutarioriparius, 288 nucleotides long. Lineage: Eukaryota; Viridiplantae; Streptophyta; Magnoliopsida; Poales; Poaceae. The record is from the annotation of a GenBank genome assembly.
AUGAACGAGGACGACGUCGGUGGCCUCGGAGCCGCGGCGCUGUUCGCCCUUGGCUACCUCGGCAUGCAUUUCCUGUUUCCCGGGGCGUCCCCUGCAGCGAUGGUGCUCAGUAUGCUGAAGUCGCCCGGUGCUGCAGCGGCGGCGGUCAGGAUGAUGAUGAAGGCGCCCGGUGCUGGCGGGCUGCUUAUCUGCCGCGCGGCGUUUCAGGCGAACCCCCAGCUAUACUUUAGCAUCCUCCGCAGGGCCGGCCCGGCAGCCGCCGCCGCCGCGUACGCUGCCUGUUCCUAG